UUGUCCUCCACCCAGAUAGAAAAACAACAGGCAGAGUAUAAAAGGGGGGAGCAGGGGAGGAACAGACUUGUUUUUCUUCAAGGAGUUGCAGCAAGGCAGAGCUGAGCACAGAGCAGGAAACUUUUUAACCAAAGGAUUAGGGCAGUGAGGAGGCACCGCAGGGAUGUGGGCGUGCCUCAGCCUGCUCGUCACUCUCUGCCUGCUCCAUGGGGGCGGUGCAGAGAGUGACGGGGGUGGGCCUCGUUGUCAGCUGCCACCAGCCUGGAAGAUAGGCGAGGUGGAUCCAAUGAAGGAGGCGAUGGGCCAGGUGACAGUGGUGGCCCUUUUCCAGGCCAGCUGAUUAUUCUGCUUGGUGCAGGCUACCAGAGUGGACGGCCUGCGCCAGAAGCUGGAGAGUCAGGGUCUGAAGGAUGUGGUCUACAUGGUCAUCAACCACCAGGGGGAGCAAGCACAGCGCCUGCACACCAUGCUGGCACAGAGACUAUCAGAGAACAUCACACUCUACAAACAGGACACGCAGGAGCCUGAUGUCUGGCAGACACUGGGUGGAGAGAAAGAUGACUUUUUCAUUUAUGACAGGUGUGGCCGUCUCACCCGCCACAUUUCUCUUCCAUACUCCAUCAUUGGACAAGGCCAUGUGGAGAGUGCGAUCAAAGACACCUACUGCAAGCGCAUCUGUGGGGAGUGCACACAUGAGAGCACUGAGAUCCCAGAGGAGUGCAAAGUGAAAGCAGAUGCACAGCCUGACGCAGACGGAAGCCCACCUGUGGAGGAAGCCACUGGACAUGGUCACCAUCAUGGGCAUCACCAUGGCCAUGGCCACCAAGGAGAUAAUCAUGGUUUUAACCCUCGUGGCUUUGGUCACAACCAUGGUCAUCACCAUGGAAAUCAUAAUGGCCAUGGCGGUGACCAUGGACAAAGUCAAAGUCAGCAAGGUGUUAGACAGCAAGACCAUGAGGAAGAUGGGCAAAGACAAGAUCAUUUAGAUUUAGGCCAGAUGCAGCAAGUGAUGCACAUGCACCAGAUGUUACAGGAGGCUCAUGUGAGGCCUUGAGUACCAGAGAAGGCUAGGUGAAAGUCAAAGCACAGCUGACAGUGGACAGCAGGCUCUGACAAUGAAGCCUCUCCUAAGGCCAGCUGAUGCUGACACUGACGCAGGCUGUUUGGCGAGGCAGGCAGUGAGCAGCCGGUCGGUCUCUGACACUGUGAUGAGGCGCUGCCCGCCUCCUGACAGUGACACGGACUGAUAGGCGAUGCAGCCAAUAACGUUAGGGAGACCUGACAGUGACGCUUGCCUCCGGCUGACUGACAGCAGCCUCAGCCAGCCCAAUGAGCCUGACCCCAAGGUGUGAGCUGAGGAUGAGAGCAGCUGUAAGCUGGCUCUGAUAUCAGUCUCAUAUUAAUACCAGCCAGAAACACCGGGGGCUAAGCGCUCUUUUUACCAACAAGUAUUACCCUGGGAGAGGGCAGGGCAAUUCCUGACAGCAUGUGGGAUAGAUGAACAGGUCCAACAUCACACUGAUAAAGACAAAAUAAGGUAGAUAAACACCAAAAGCAAGUAUUGGCAGCUUGUUAAAUCGUAACAUUUGGCAACAGAUAUGCAAAUAAUUGGAUUGUGCCUUAAAGAAUAUAUGUCGUGUUUCACCUGUCUCCGCAUGUCUGUCAGUGGGUUGCUCUCAUCCUUUCUCAGGAGUGUAUGUGGUUGUCAUGUUCAUUAAUUGCCUCCUCCAUUUUGCUCUCUCCAUCCUUUAUGAAACCAGGCGCAGAAACUACGCUCUAGUGGCGUCUGUUGGAAGUCAGGCAGGAGAGGGAGGAGAGGGUAGUUCAGGAACAUGACAAACACUAUAAAACAUUUUAAAAUUCAGUAUCAAAGGAUAUUUGAGGGAACAAAAAAAUUUGAAUGUGCAAAUACUGAAAAAAGAAAUGAUUAAUUACAGAUUUGUGUAAUCUUUUAUUCGGGGAAACCUGAAAGCACUGGCCCGUUGAAGAGUCCUACAUAAAAAUUUAAAAGCAAACCUAAAAAGUUUUAUACCAGUGAUAUUUCUAUACGUCAUGCUAUUGAUUGUUCUUGAGCACAUAAAAGAGCAGUGACUACCACAAAUUACUUUCUUUUUGUUUUGAGUCCACAAGCUUAAACAUAUAUCAGGUUCAUCUUUCACCACACAUGCACGUUUUAAAUGUUGGUAUUCCUGUAUAUGUUUUUCUUUGCAUUUUCUUUGCAAUUUGCAAACAUUUAUACAAGGCUUGCUUAAAAAAAAAAGAAUACAAGGCUCUAUUGUGUAGAAAAGGUCAGAGGGGAAAAAAGAAUGCAGCAAUAAAUAACUGUUGGAAUACACUCUGUACUUAAUGAUGGCUUCUGUGGAAAGAUAAGUCACCUGGAAAACCUGAUGUUUGUACAGAGAACUGUAUUGUGGUAAGGUUGUCAAACAUGGAAACAGUUGAAUAAAGAUGGUUGAGUUAC
Molecule: messenger RNA, 2461 nt
Organism: Morone saxatilis (striped sea-bass)
Lineage: Eukaryota; Metazoa; Chordata; Actinopteri; Moronidae
Gene: selenop
Product: selenoprotein P
Exons: 5
Biological process (GO): selenium compound metabolic process
Cellular component (GO): extracellular region
Molecular function (GO): selenium binding
Source: RefSeq, a predicted model, not a curated record